Messenger RNA from Cladophialophora yegresii CBS 114405, 1623 nucleotides. RefSeq lists its product as uncharacterized. The transcript is spliced from 2 exons. Gene Ontology annotation, molecular function: flavin adenine dinucleotide binding; NADP binding; N,N-dimethylaniline monooxygenase activity. The coding region runs from base 1 to 1623 and encodes 540 amino acids. NCBI's taxonomy places the organism in Eukaryota, Fungi, Ascomycota, Eurotiomycetes, Chaetothyriales, Herpotrichiellaceae. The record is from RefSeq and is a predicted model, not a curated record.
AUGGGGUCCGUUGGCGAAAAAAACUACGAUGCGAUCAUCGUCGGUGCCGGCUUUAGCGGCCUCUACCUGUUGCACGAACUGCGGAAAGCUGGUUUCACAGUGAAGCUCAUCGAGGCUGGGUCCGGGCCGGGAGGAAUCUGGCAUUUGAACCGCUACCCCGGAGCCCGUGUCGAUACCGAGGUCCCACAAUACUCUUACUCCGAUCCAGCGACAUGGUCGACCUGGCACUGGAAGCAGCGCUUCCCAGACCGGGACGAACUGGUCACAUAUUUCGAACAUGUUGUCGCCGUUUGGGACCUCAAACCCCACAUUGUCUGGAACACCCGUGUCACUGCCGCUCACUGGAACGAGAGCGAAAAUUUGUGGAAGAUCGAGGUCAACGGCGAUCAAUAUGACAACUACAUCUGCAAAUUCUUCUGCCCGUGCACUGGUUUCGCGGCCAAAUCAUAUACUCCACCUUUCCCUGGGCUCGACACAUUCAAGGGCCGAGUCUAUCAUUCUGGCCACUGGCCGGUCGGGGAGGUGAACCUCGCCGGCCAACGCGUCGCCGUCAUCGGAACCGGAGCGACCGGCGUGCAGGCAAUCCAAGAGAUUGGUCGCGUGGCCUCACACCUCACCGUGGUCAUGAGAACGCCUAACACGGCAAUCCCGAUGAAGAACACCCCUAUCGACGGACCCAGGAACUCCUACUUCAAGGAGCAAUUACCGGAGUGGAAGAAGAAGCAAGCCACUACUUUUGCCGGCUUUACUUACGAUUUCCGUCCUGGCAAGAUCAUGGAUCUUCCCAAGGAAAAGCGCCGCGAGAUCUACGAAGAGCUCUUCAACACGGGAGGUCUUCACUUUUGGCUUGGUACCUUCAACGAUGUCCUGGCAAAUAGGGAAGCCAACGAGGAAUCAUAUCAGUAUUGGCGGGAGCAGGUGCUGAAGCGCAUCAAGAACCCUGAGAAGGCCAGAAUCCUGGCGCCUGAGAAGCAGAUCGAUCCUUUUGGGACGAAGAGAAUUAGUCUCGAACAGAACUUCUUCGAGACCUUGGACCAGGACAACGUUGACAUUAUCUACACCCGCGAAAGUCCCAUCAAGCAAUUCGUUCCCACCGGCAUUGAGACCGAAGAUGGCACAGUCCACGAGUUCGAUGUUUUGGUCCUGGCAACCGGCUUCGACUUCGUCACCGGUGGUCUCACCCAGAUCGACAUCCGUGGUAUCGGCAAUCAGACUGUCAAGGAUAAAUUCGCCAAGGGCGUCUACACGAAUCUAGGUAUGACAAUCCACGGCUUCCCCAACAUGUUCUUCAUGUACGGCCCACAGGCUCCGACCGCUUUUGUCACUGGGCCUGUUUCAGCAGAGGCUCAAGGCAAGUGGAUCGUCGACUGCAUCACUCAUAUCACGAAGAACAACUACAAGAGCAUCAACGCGACCGAGGAAGCCGAGCAAGAGUGGAGAGCCCACGUCAACGAAGGAGCAGAGCAAGGAUUGUUCAAGGAGGCGCACAGUUGGUAUUUUGGAGACAACAUCCCAGGCAAGCCACGGGAGGCUCUGAACUAUAUGGCUGGUAUGCCUUUGUACAAGCAGAAGUGCCAGGAGGCAGUGGAUGCAGGCUACAAGGGAUUCGAACUGGUAAAGUAG